Molecule: messenger RNA, 461 nt
Organism: Vitis riparia (riverbank grape)
Lineage: Eukaryota; Viridiplantae; Streptophyta; Magnoliopsida; Vitales; Vitaceae
Product: cytochrome c oxidase subunit 5b-1, mitochondrial-like
Biological process (GO): mitochondrial electron transport, cytochrome c to oxygen
Cellular component (GO): mitochondrial envelope
Source: RefSeq, a predicted model, not a curated record
UGGAUAUCCGGAGAUUGCCUUGGAGGCAUCAGUACAGGAAUGAAAAUGCUAAUUUUGAUAAGAUUGACAGAGCCCAUUCAGAAGAGAGUUGAAGAGGUAAUGCCUAUUGCGACCGGGGAGGAGCGUGAAGAACUUGAAGCUGCGUUUGAAGGAAGGAACAUUCUGGAUGCAGACCAUCCUGUUGGUCCGUUUGGUACAAAGGAAGCACCUGUUGUGGUUCAGUCUGACUAUGAUAAAAGAAUAGUUGGGUGCCUUGGAGGUGAAGGCGAGGAUGAGCAUGAUAUUGUCUGGUUUCGGCUGGAGAAAGGCAAGCCACAUGAAUGCCUUGUGUGCUCACAGUAUUUCACGUUGGAAGUCAUAGGCCCAGGAGGAUCACCACCACAUUGGGAUGGUGAUGAUGAUCAUCAUCACUGAUUGUUGCUUUUGCCAUUUUCCUACCGGAAUAAAAUCUGGUGAGAUGU